CUCGAUUAGUCACGUCUGUCGGGGAAAUACAAGUCAAGCUGGCUGACUAAAACUAGCUAGCGUAGCAACUAGUAAGAUAAUAUUUAACCGACCUGGCAACAAGUAAAUAUGUAACAUGUUAUAAACUUGGUUAAAACAUAUCCCGAAAGUGCUGAACUAAGAGGACUGUCUGCUCUGGCCGCCUGUGGGAAGUGAGGAUGGAAAACUCUGGCUAUGUUGAGAGCUUUCCUGACAUGCACACGGCCACUAGCAGUGAUGAGGAUCUAGUGGAAAUUGCUGGGGUCACUCUGGAUUUCUCCAGUACUGAAGAUGUACCUCCUUUAGACCGGGACUUUGGAUCAGGUGCAAGUGGAGCUGGGAAUGGACUUAAUGGGGUUCCUAAGCUGAUGGAUCUUCUAGACGAGCCAGUGCCUGGAGUGGGCACUUACGAAGACUUCAACACUAUAGAUUGGGUGCGGGAGAAAUCCAAAGACCGGGAUCGUCACAGAGAGAUUGCCAGUCAGAGCAAAGAGUCUACAUGGGCUUUAAUGAAGAGCAUCAAUGACGCAUUCUCUGGUUGGCUUCUCAUGUUAUUCGUUGGACUGAUGUCAGGUGCUCUAGCUGGUGGGAUCGACAUCUCUGCUCACUGGAUGACCGACCUCAAGGAAGGAGUAUGUCUCAUUGGCUUCUGGUUCAACCAUGAACACUGCUGCUGGAACUCCAACGAGACCACAUUCCAGGAGAGAGACAAGUGUCCGCAGUGGAAGAGCUGGGCCGAGCUCAUGAUUGGCAUCAACGAAGGGCCCUUUGCUUACAUCAUUAACUAUUUGAUGUAUGUGUGCUGGGCUCUGCUCUUCUCCUUCCUUGCAGUGUCUCUGGUUAGAUCCUUUGCCCCUUAUGCCUGUGGCUCUGGUAUCCCUGAGAUUAAGACCAUUCUCAGUGGUUUCAUUAUUCGCGGUUACUUGGGCAAGUGGACCCUGAUGAUUAAAACAAUCACACUGGUGCUGGCUGUGUCCUCUGGCCUGAGUCUGGGCAAAGAGGGACCACUGGUCCAUGUGGCCUGUUGUUGUGGAAACAUACUGUGCCAUCUUUUUACCAAGUACAGAAUGAAUGAGGCCAAAAGACGAGAGGUGCUGUCUGCUGCUGCUGCAGUCGGCGUUUCAGUGGCAUUUGGUGCUCCUAUCGGAGGAGUUUUAUUCAGUCUGGAGGAGGUGAGUUAUUACUUCCCCUUAAAGACACUGUGGCGUUCUUUCUUCGCCGCUCUUGUGGCAGCCUUCACGUUGCGCUCCAUCAAUCCAUUCGGAAACAGCCGGCUGGUGCUGUUCUAUGUGGAGUUUCACUCCCCCUGGCACCUUGUCGAGCUGGUGCCCUUUGUGCUUCUGGGCAUCUUUGGUGGCAUCUGGGGCGCUUUCUUCAUUCGGGCAAACAUCGCUUGGUGUCGGCGACGCAAAACAACACGCCUGGGCCACUACCCAGUCUUGGAGGUUUUGGUUGUGACGGCACUCACAGCCGUGUUGGCUUUUCCCAACAGCUACACGCGCAUGAGCACCAGUGAGCUCAUUUCAGAGCUGUUCAAUGACUGUGGCUUGCUCGACUCCUCUCAACUGUGCAAUUACGCUAAUGUAACUGACAUUAAGAGCAGCAGCAACACCCUGCCUGACCGACCUGCUGGCCACGACGUCUUCACAGCCAUGUGGCAACUGGCACUGGCGCUCGUCUUCAAGGUGCUCAUCACCGUGGUUACCUUUGGCAUGAAGGUUCCCUCAGGUCUCUUCAUCCCCAGCAUGGCUGUGGGGGCGAUUGCAGGAAGGCUGCUGGGUGUGGGCAUGGAGCAGCUGGCAUAUUACCACCAUGACUGGGUUAUCUUUAAGGGCUGGUGCUCACCUGGGGCAGACUGCAUCACACCAGGCCUUUAUGCAAUGGUGGGAGCUGCUGCGUGUUUGGGUGGUGUAACUCGGAUGACGGUUUCCCUGGUAGUCAUUAUGUUUGAGCUGACUGGAGGUUUGGAGUACAUUGUGCCCCUAAUGGCUGCCACCAUGACCAGUAAGUGGGUGGCAGACGCACUGGGCCGCGAGGGCAUCUAUGAGGCCCACAUUCGUCUGAACGGCUACCCUUUUCUAGAGCCCAAAGAGGAGUUCAGCCACAAAACACUGGCUAUGGAUGUUAUGCGGCCUCGUCGUAGUGACCCCCCACUCUCAGUCAUUACACAGGAUGACAUGAGCGUAGAGGAGGUUGAGACUCUCAUCGCUGAUACAUCUUACAGUGGCUUUCCAGUGGUGGUCUCACACGAGUCUCAGAGGCUGGUGGGCUUUGUGCUGCGCCGGGAUCUAAUAAUUUCCAUAGAAAAUGCUCGGCAACGACAGGAGGGCGUGGUGAGCACAUCACCGAUUUUCUUCACAGAGUACACGCCACCUCAACCCCCUAACUCCCCCCCUCCCCUGAAACUACGUGGCAUUCUGGACCUCAGCCCCUUCACAGUUACUGAUCACACAGCCAUGGACAUUGUGGUGGACAUCUUCCGCAAACUUGGGCUGCGCCAGUGUCUCGUCACCCAUAAUGGACGCUUACUGGGAAUCAUCACCAAAAAGGACAUUUUAAAGCACAUGGCUCAGAUAGCCAACCGUGACCCAGACUCCAUCCUCUUUAACUGAAAGCUGGCUUUUGUAAUAUCAACCUCCUCUCCGAAUGUGUCCUCUCAAAAAAAAAAAAAAAAAAAAAUCAAAAAACACCUGUCUGAUUUGCACUACAGACGUCAGUGCUAUGUUGGGAGUGCACUCACACUGUGACGGUCGUUUUCAGGUCCAAGGUGGACACCUCAUGCACUACAGCUUAAUCGUUAAACUUGGCCAGAUUAUGACUCCUGGUUAUGAAGUCCUGGUUUCCAAGUUGCAAGUAGCUAAUUUGUCAUAACAUACCAUGACUAUCAGUUCGUCCUGAAGAAAACGAGUGACGGGUUAGCUGAGUGGAUAUGCAUGCACAAUCCCAGUCAUACACAUUUCUUAAUGUAGCUAAAGUAUAUUUAAAUUAGUACAAAAUGAGGAUAAUUGUGUUGUGAGCUAAAUCCGUGAUUGAGUUCAUUCUUUAUUGAAUACAGCUCACGGAUGUGUGGUUGGAGACACAUUACAAGCAAUUAAUAAUUCAUUUCAUCUUACUGAUUUGCAAUAUUUCUGUCAUUAGUUUUGACAUAACUUUAAUGAAUGAGCUAAAAACCCAGCAUCAGGUAACUGCAUGUGGACAUCUGUAUUUGUUUGGGUCUGCAUAAAUGUUCAUGUUUUUUACAUAACUGUGACUUUGACCUCUUGAGCAGGUAGCUAAUUGUUUAUGAAGGUUAAAAAGAAACAGGUUUACAGCAUUGUGAAAUAUGGGGAUAAGGUGAUUUUAAGGGCGUUUUCCUUCCCCCUUUACAGGUGAGUCCCGUGGGGGUUUGCACAUUUACACGUUCAAAAUCUUCUGAUCUUAACCCCUUAUGAGUCGAGUCUGCAGGGCAGCUGGGCAUUCCACUUAGACUUCAUUGGCUGUUUUGUGGCAUCAUAUGGAUUUAUAACUGGGUUUGACUGUUCUGCCCGGUUGCUUGACCACUGUUGUCCUUAUAUAUAUAUAUUCUCUUUACUGGAAAUCUCUUUAACGAUUGCUUUAAUUGUUGAUAUUUGUCAUGUUAAUCAGCACAGCCCAGUGGUCAUGCACCAAUCAUAUACUAUGUCAUUUUGUUAUAUUUUCUUCAGGUGUGUUUAGACAGCAUAUGAUCAAUUGUAGCAGUGGUCUCUCCACUUGUUAAAAAAAUUGUAUUACACUAUAUUCCUCAGGAUAUGAUGUAUGCAUGGUUGAAAACUUUACCCAUAUUUUAACCACAUCCUUAAUCUCGGUGUUGAAGAUAAAGCUAUUUUAAAAUAUCUACAUCUUAUCCAAAGCAUUAGUUACAUGAAGUGAAGGUUGGAGGUGUCUGAGUGUGUUUCUGACUGUUCUAAAUGGCUGCCUGUUGCCACUGCUCUCAGUCAGGUGCAUAAGCCAAUGCUCUUAUUGUUUACGUCCUCCAAAGACACAUUCAUACAUAUUGCUUUAAGCUGUUCAUAAAUCCAUCAAGGGCUAGGGUUAUUACCAGUAUUUAUAUACACAAAACCUGAUUUCCAGAUCAGGUUUUUGUUUUAACACACUUGAGAGCUCUGAAAGCAAAUUGUGUUGGAUCUGCCCCUUUAAUCGCAGCUGUCCUUAUGUACCACGGUCUGACAUCAACUCAUCUGUUUUCAACUUACCGUGGACCGCACUACAGAUCUGCAUACAUCACAAGGCCACUUUUUUUGCCAAGCACUCCAUUUGAAAAGAGCAUUUUGGUACUUAUCUUGUCUUAAGAAUAUAUUGUCUUUAAUCAAAUGUUUGUACUUGUUUAAUUCUGAUUUGUGUAUCUAUUAUGAAGGUUUAUGUAGUCCUCUAAAAUACGAAUGUAUCAUUAUCACAGUAAUUUAUUCAUUAACACUUAUAAGCCAAGUUCUGAUUUGAUCUCCUGUGAUUCCAUUGUCUCUAAAUGUGUCACUGUGGAAAAAAAAAGUUGUUUUGCACUUU
Tachysurus fulvidraco (yellow catfish) is the source of this 4536-nucleotide messenger RNA. RefSeq names its product chloride channel, voltage-sensitive 5a (gene clcn5a). The record is from RefSeq and is a predicted model, not a curated record. Bases 198 to 2630 code for a protein of 810 amino acids. The transcript has 12 exons. Gene Ontology annotation, molecular function: voltage-gated chloride channel activity. Gene Ontology annotation, cellular component: synaptic vesicle; membrane; early endosome. Gene Ontology annotation, biological process: chloride transport; transmembrane transport. Lineage: Eukaryota; Metazoa; Chordata; Actinopteri; Siluriformes; Bagridae.